Xenopus laevis (African clawed frog) is the source of this 2329-nucleotide messenger RNA. RefSeq names its product ubiquitin specific peptidase 3 L homeolog (gene usp3.L). Gene Ontology annotation, biological process: protein deubiquitination; ubiquitin-dependent protein catabolic process. Gene Ontology annotation, cellular component: nucleus; cytoplasm. Lineage: Eukaryota; Metazoa; Chordata; Amphibia; Anura; Pipidae. Gene Ontology annotation, molecular function: zinc ion binding; cysteine-type deubiquitinase activity. The record is from RefSeq and is marked provisional.
GUCCCUCCACCUCGCUAUGGAGUGCCCGCACCUGACCACCAGUGUUUGUAUUGCCCCGGACUCCGCCGUUUUCCCCAACGGCUGUCCUUCCUCGUGGUGCUGCAGCGUUUGUCGCUCAAACAAGAGUCCAUGGGUCUGUUUGACAUGUUCCAGUGUCCACUGUGGAAGAUAUGUAAAUGGUCAUGCAAAAAAGCAUUAUGAGGAUGCCCAGGCUCCACUCAGUAGCCACAAACGUCAGGAAAAGACAGAAAAGGAACGAACGCAGCAUACAGUAUGCAUGGACUGCAGCAGUUACAGUACGUAUUGUUACCGAUGUGAUGAUUUUGUGGUAAAUGAUACAAAAUUGUGUUUAAUACAGAAGGUCCGGGAGCAUUUGCAGAAUUUGGAAAACUCUGCUUUUACUGCUGAGCGGCAUAGAAAAAGAAAAUUCCUGGAGAGUGCCUCGCUGAGCAAGAAAUUGUUGAAAGUAAAUGGAAGCACAACUGCUCUAUGUGCUACUGGCCUUCGGAAUCUUGGAAAUACCUGCUUUAUGAAUGCAAUUCUUCAAUCACUCAGCAACAUUCAGCAGUUUUGCUGUUACUUCAAGGAACUGCCUGCUGUGGAACUUCGGAAUGGUAAAACUGCCGGCCGGCGAACCUACCAUACACGAAGCCAAGGGGAUGUUAAUGUGUCACUGGUUGAGGAAUUUAGAAAGACCUUGUGUGCAUUAUGGCAGGGUAACCAGACUGCCUUUAGUCCUGAGUCAUUGUUCUAUGUUGUGUGGAAAAUAAUGCCAAAUUUCAGGGGAUAUCAGCAGCAAGAUGCCCACGAGUUUAUGCGUUAUCUCUUAGACCACCUCCACCUUGAACUACAAGGCGAAUUUGAUGGCUCCUCUCACUCUGUCUUAUCACAGGCGAACUGCAGUCGGUCUGUCAGUAACAAAUGUUGUAUAAAUGGUGCAUCCACUGUGGUAACCUCAGUAUUUGGGGGAGUUCUACAGAAUGAAGUUAACUGCCUAAUUUGUGGAACAGAAUCAAGAAAAUUUGAUCCAUUCCUAGACCUCUCUUUAGAUAUUCCAAGCCAAUUCCGAAACAAGCGUUGUAAGAACCAAGAAAAUGGACCAACCUGUACCCUGCGAGACUGUCUUCGCAGCUUUACAGACUUAGAGGAACUAGAUGAGACAGAACUCUACACAUGUCUAAAGUGCAAAAAGAAACAGAAGUCCACCAAAAAGUUUUGGAUCCAGAAACUACCAAAGGUGCUUUGCCUACACUUGAAGAGGUUCCAUUGGACAGCCUACUUGAGGAACAAAGUGGACACAUAUGUAGAUUUUCCUCUACGAGGAUUGGAUAUGAAGUCAUUUUUGUUAGAGCCAGAAAAUAUUGGUCCAGAAAGCUGUCUGUAUGAUCUUGAAGCUGUAGUUGUUCAUCAUGGCUCGGGUGUUGGGUCUGGUCACUACACUGCCUAUGCCACCCAUGAAGGGCGCUGGUUCCAUUUCAAUGACAGCACAGUGACACUUACAGAAGAGGAGACUGUGGCAAAAGCAAAAGCCUAUAUUCUUUUUUAUGUGGAACGCCAGGUUCCUGCCACAACUGAGAAACUAUAAAUACCUCUUGCCAGAAUGGUAGACUUCUCCCUCUCUGCCCCAGCAGGGUGUUCUCCAACCUCUCGGCUAAUACUUGAUUAGACAUUUUUUUUGUGCACUUUCUCACAUCCCAUCAGAUAACUUUUUUUAUCCUGCAUUAUAGUAAAGUAAUCCACUGUCUGCCAGUGAAUAAAGGAAAUCAUUUUCCUUACCAAGUGAAGUACAAGUACAGUUUGUGUAUAUGUAGCUUUCCUACAUAUAUUAGUGUCAGCGCACAAAUCAAUUAUAGCAGAUGUAUAGCUUGUGUCCCUCCAGCAUCCAAUAGCAGUCUAAGGAUAACGUCACACUUGCUACUUUCUCCAAAGGAGCACUUCGACUGGUGGAGAAAUUUUCAAACCCACCCUUCAUUCUUGUCAUUGAGUUUAAUACCACCUGUCGGUCACCCCUGGUAUUGUGUUUUUUUUUGUUUUUUUUUUUUUAAGCCUGAAAACAUUGUUUUAGACUCAACCUCCUUUACCAGCUGUGAUUGGUUUAUGUUACUGUCAAUGACAGGGGCCACGUCUCUGCUAGUAAAAGCUGUGACAUUAACAUUAAGGUGUAUGACAAGGGUAGCUAUGUGUGUUUUCCUAUUUUCCUAGUGAUUGCGCUCCCACAUAUUAACAUUAGUACAACACGGCUGCUCUCAAACAUGUAUAAUGUGUGUGUGUUGAGUCCCCAGUUAUUUUUGAAUUUUUAAACAUCAGUACCUCUUAAAAAAAAAAAAAA